AUGGCAAUUCAAAAUGUCACAACCAAAGGCAGUUUCACAAACUGCACCAGCCGUUUUGGUGGCCAGCGCGAUCACGAAGCUGUUGAGGAGUUCAUAACGUCUAUUGUGACCUACAAGGAAAUCGAGUCGAUCAGCGACGAGGAUGCACUGAAGGGACUGUCUUUGUUGUUCUACGGACUGGCGUCCACUUGGUGGCAGGGCGUGCGUAAAGAAGCGAAAACCUGGGGAGAUGCCAUUGCGUUGAUUCGCGACCACUUCUCACCCACCAAACCCGCCUACCAGAUUUACUUGGAAAUCUUCGAGAACCAGGAAUGGGACAAUGUACCCAUCGACACAUUUGUUUGUCAGAAGCGUGCGCUACUGGCACAACUGCCAGAUGGACGUCACGACCAGGAAACCGAAUUGGAUUUGGUCAUUUGGUGUGGUUCUGAACAUCAAGUACCGUAA
This is a messenger RNA of Bactrocera oleae (olive fruit fly), 447 nucleotides long. Lineage: Eukaryota; Metazoa; Arthropoda; Insecta; Diptera; Tephritidae. The record is from RefSeq and is a predicted model, not a curated record.